Messenger RNA from Drosophila takahashii, 5215 nucleotides. It is a transcript of the gene sm, whose product is annotated as heterogeneous nuclear ribonucleoprotein L. Gene Ontology annotation, molecular function: mRNA binding. Gene Ontology annotation, biological process: regulation of RNA splicing; mRNA processing. The record is from RefSeq and is a predicted model, not a curated record. Gene Ontology annotation, cellular component: nucleus. NCBI's taxonomy places the organism in Eukaryota, Metazoa, Arthropoda, Insecta, Diptera, Drosophilidae.
AGUAUCUGAAAGAAAAGCGACAACAACAAAGCAACAAAAGCUGAUGAAUACGUGCGUUCGUGUGGGUGCCGUGCAUUCUGCGUACACAUAUACAUAUGUGCGCUUAAAUUAAAUACUUUGGCUUAAUUAAAUACUUCCGCGGCGUCGUUUAUCGUUGUUGUUGUUGAUAUUUUGCCUCUUCUUCACGCGCUUGUCUACGGUUAUCGAUUCUCGUCGUCUCGCUCCCCCGCACGCAGCGAGUUGUUGUUUGUUUGUUGUUUGUGUCUGUCACUCUCUCGCCCCGUCUCUCUCACUCUCUCGCCCGCCGUCGCGAUUUGUUUGUGUACUGAAAAGAGGCAGCAGCAAAAUAAAAGCCAAAAGACUGCGAAAAAGCAUAAAUAAUAAACAACGAGACAAGUGCAAAAAGCGCAGCGAAAAGGCCAGCUGGUAAAUCCAACUCAGAAAAACAUUCAGAGGAAACCGGAAAAUUUAUCACGCAAAUCAAAAGUGCAAUAAAAAGUUGAAAGUGUUUUACACAGCGCCAAAGAAGGAAGUUGAAGCGAGAAUAGUAAAUAAAUAAGAAGAGCCCACAGCUACACCGUCAUAUAAACAACAACCCAAACAUCCCACAUUCAACACCAAUUACAAAGUAAACAUUUACAGCUCAUUUCUCGCAGAAGAGAUUCGAGUGUAAGCCACAGAAAGAAAACAAGAAAACCUAAAAUCGCGCGCGCGUUUUAAAAGCGUUUUCGCCCCAGAUCUCUUACUUCGCGCGGCUUCGUCGCACGUAACUUAAAUAUAUCUUUCGCGCAACCACUGGGCUCAGGCCUCAAAAAUCCGCCAAAAUUCUACACCAACAAACUUUAAUCAGCCCCGAGAUUUCGCUCCAGUUCGCAACGGCGACCACAAUGCCCUACAACGGCGCUAGUAAUGGCAGUGGCGCCAGCGGCGCCGGCGGAGGGGGGGCCACCAUAGUGGUCACCGAGGGGCCCCAGAACAAAAAGAUCCGCACCGGAGUCCAGCAGCCCGGCGAGAACGAUGUGCACAUGCAUGCUAGGUCCACACAACAACAGAACCAGCAGCAAGCACUUAUGAACAAGUCAAAUGACGACCUACGGAGAAAGCGUCCCGAGACUACACGGCCAAAUCACAUUCUACUCUUCACCAUCAUAAAUCCCUUCUAUCCCAUCACAGUUGAUGUCUUGCACAAAAUCUGUCAUCCGCAUGGCCAAGUGCUGCGCAUUGUCAUAUUCAAAAAGAACGGAGUCCAAGCAAUGGUGGAAUUCGAUAAUCUGGAUGCGGCCACAAGGGCGCGCGAGAAUCUGAAUGGAGCCGACAUAUAUGCCGGUUGCUGCACCUUGAAAAUCGAUUAUGCCAAGCCCGAGAAAUUGAACGUGUACAAGAAUGAGCCCGAUACCAGCUGGGACUAUACGCUGACCACAGGUGAGAUUCUACCAAUACCAACACUGUCGACACCACAACAACAUGUACCACCUACACAUCAACACCACCACCACCACCACCAACAACAACAUCAACAACAAGCACCACUACCACAUCAACAUCAACUAGUUGCCCCAGCUCAAUCGCACAAUCUUUGUCAAUUUAAAGAGCCACCGCUAUUGGGACCCGGCGCCGCCUUCCCGCCAUUCGGAGCCCCCGAAUAUCAUCCCACCACGCCCGAGAACUGGAAGGGCGCCGCCAUCCAUCCCACUGGCCUGAUGAAGGAGCCCGCCGGCGUCGUUCCCGGACGCAAUGCUCCGGUGGCCUUCACACCGCAAGGACAGGCUCAGGGCGCCGUCAUGAUGGUCUACGGCCUGGACCACGACACUUCCAACACGGAUAAGCUCUUCAAUUUGGUUUGCCUGUACGGCAACGUGGCAAGGAUCAAGUUCUUGAAGACCAAAGAGGGCACCGCCAUGGUGCAAAUGGGCGACUCGGUGGCCGUCGAGCGUUGCGUACAGCACUUGAACAACAUUCCCGUGGGCACUGGCGGCAAAAUACAGAUUGCUUUCUCCAAGCAGAACUUCCUAUCCGAGGUGAUCAACCCGUUCUUGCUGCCCGAUCAUACACCCAGCUUCAAGGAGUACACAGGCUCCAAGAACAAUCGUUUCCUAUCGCCGGCCCAGGCCAGCAAGAAUCGCAUUCAACCACCGAGCAAGAUUUUGCACUUUUUCAACACACCGCCCGGCCUGACCGAGGACCAGCUGAUUGGAAUCUUUAACAUCAAGGAUGUGCCCGCCACCUCGGUGCGCCUGUUCCCCUUGAAGACCGAGCGCUCGUCGUCGGGACUGAUCGAGUUCCCCAAUAUCUCGCAGGCAGUGCUGGCCAUCAUGAAGUGCAACCAUCUGCCUAUUGAGGGUAAAGGCACCAAGUUCCCAUUCAUCAUGAAGCUGUGCUUUUCCUCGUCCAAGAGCAUGAAUGGGGCCUGGAACAAUGCGACCAGCGAGGGCAUGAUCGAGAAGGAGAACGAGGUCGAUACCAAGGUGGACAUCUACAAUUGAGAUUUGAUUACGAUUGUGUAAGCAAGCAAACAACAACCGGCUUAACUAGAACACAAUACAAAACUAUACUGAAGAAGAGGCAUUGGUCGUAGACAACAGGCAAAAGACAACAACAGCAGCAACAGCGGCAGCAGCAGCAGCAACAGCAGCCACUGCAACUGCAACAGCAACAGCUUCAACAACAGAUCGACAAACAUGAUGACGGCUUACACAUUCGAUAUAUAUGACAGGCAGGCGGCGAAUGCGCUGCAACAACAACUGAAGAAUUUCAAACAAAUUGAUUGCUAAAUCAACUUCAAAAAAAGAAAACCAACUACAAUUAAUUCAAUUAGGCGCAAACGCAUGUAACUUUUCUACGAGCCAUUUGCAUAGAUUUACUGAAUCCACCCUAUAUCAAUUCAGCUAAUUAAUAUGACAGCCUAUGUACGAUAUGGCCUCGUUCAAAAGCCACACACCGAAUGAACACUUGAUGCACUUUACAUACAUUACAUGCGUUUGCGUGGCAACAAAACAACAACAAAACAAGCAAAAUAAUACUAAAAAAUUUGAAUUGUUAUUAUUGUUACAAUGAAGAAUUAGGACUUUCUCACACAACACAGCAAGAAAAUGGAAUCAACUCCAACCAAUUGUAAACUAUGUAAUGUUUAAUUGAUAAAAAACGAGAAACAAACUAAACCAAAAAUAAAUAAUUGUAAUUCAAAACGAAACCAUGUUAAAAUAACUAAACAAUUCCCCAGCCCCCGCUCCGCACGCACCUUUCACCUUGACCUCCGACCCCAGCUUCCCAUCCCUCCACUCCAUAAUCCCGCGGCAGACUUCUGUAUAGUUAAUGUAAUAUGAUUUCGAAUAUAUUAAUGCAACAAAAAGAAACAUUUCUUUGGACAAUAUUUCGACAAGUAUUCGGGCGUGAGAAAAAGUCUUAACAAAAAAUAUUUAUUGAAAGGAUAAUAUUUGUGUAAAUUAAAACCAAAAAUUUAGCAAUUUUAAAUGAAAUUUAUUAAUUUUAGUUAUGCAAAAACAAGCUCUACGAACUGCUGCACCGACCACCGCAGCAUGUGUAAGGCGGAUGAUUUUAAAUUUCUUACUUAUAAAACAAGUGAAGGAAAGAAAAAAACUUGCACAAGCCAAUGUUUUUACUAUUAACAAACACAAGAAAAAGACAAGAUGGUAAACAUAAUUUUUAUGCUUAAUUUACAAAGUUGAAAAAGGCAUAAAUUUAUAUGUAUGAGAUGUAUUUGUAUUUACAUUAAAAUUAAUUUUAAUUUACACUAAAUGUAAAAAGCAAAUAAACUAAAACAAAAGAAAAAAUAACACAAGCUAAGGAAAAAAUAAAAAUUAAACCUACAAGAAAAUUUAGUUAAGUGCAAAUCGAAAAGAGCAUCUAGCAUAGUUAAGAAGCAGCAUCGUUCAGACAUGCAGACAGCAAACAUACAACAAAACCACAUAUUUUUGAGGCGUUUUAAAAUUAGAAGACAGAGCCAAACAUUUCAGAACUCCAAGUGAAGUUAGCAAAGCAAAGCUACUACUAAAGAUGGGUGAGGGCGUAUUGCAAAUGCGAAUAAAAGUAGACGGAAACAAAAGAAUUAACGAUAUCAGCAAUAAAGCAACAGCAACAACACCAUAUCAAAGGCGUAUGUUAGAUUACUAUAAUAUAAACGAAAUUAACAUAAAAGAUGCAAAAUAAUAAUAAUGUAAUACGAUAAUAUAUGAGUUCACUUGAGUUGUAUAAUUUUAUUUUAAGCUCCUUCGGUCGGCAGUUUGAGACCCAAAGAGAUUCGAACUCGUAACUGCCCUCCCACAGGGCGUUGUUCUAAACUACAUUUGUUUUUAAUGCAAAUCAACGAAUACAUAAAUACAUAAUGCUAGGGCCGCUAAACGAAUUUUCUUCACACCUUUCGUAGUUCACCGCUUGACAAGUUUGUUGGGCUUUCAUGUAGAUCAUUUCAUUCAUAUAACUAUCAAUAAAACUAUGUGCAAUUUGGGCUUUAAACGAGACUUCGUUUGUUCUAUUUUAUUUAUUGCAAUUUUCUCAUUUCGAUAACUAGUUCGUGUAAUUAUUUCAAGUGUCUUUACAGUCUUAGUUAUUAUGUAAAUUGUUUUGUAAUCCUUAAUUGUAAAAUAUUUUUCUAAAAAUUAAGUAUUAUUGUACUUAAUUUAUAUAAUUAUCAUGAUUUAAUGACAAACGGGAAUUAUCUAUAAAGAAGCAAACAAUCUCGUUAAAAAUUAAUUGAUAAAUAUUACUUUUUAAGAACAUAAAGCAACAACGAUCUUGAAGCUCCUAAUUAGAUCAUAAUCAGAUCAAUAAACAAACUACUAUAACACAAUAAUACCUAUAUAAUAUAAAAUUAAUAACAAACUUGGUAGCUAUUUAAUUUACGAAUAUACAAAUUGUAAUCUGGAAUUUUUAUUGUUAAUAGUUUUAUUUGACAUUUAACACAAAUUAUUUUGUGUUUAUUUUUCGUAUCUUUAAUUUUGUACGAGUAAAAAUAGAGACAAAUAAAUAUACCUAUUUUUGUAUAUUUAGCUGGUGAAAUUGUUUAGUACUUUGCCUCAAGGGAAGCACGGCAUUGUCAGUUAAAUAUAUAAAAUCAUAAAUAUAUUUAUGCGUGUAUUUAUAUGAUUUGUUUUAUUUAAUAUUUAAAUUUUGUUGUUAUUUUUUAAAGCGUAUUUUUUAAGCCCAGAGUUUGUAACAUGCGCGCUCAUAUUUUGAUAUAAAUAUAUAUGUAAAAGUA